CUAAAUUGAGUUGGCAUUACUCGGGAUUGUUUCGAUUUAUUUUUGUUGAUGUUGACCGAUUUCAAAUGAAAUCGAGAAGAUUGCAUGGUAGUGUACUUGUAAUUAUAUAAUGAAAUAGAAUGACUAAUUAAUGAUUAACAUAUUAAUAAUUCGAAAAUUAGCAUUUUACGCAUAUAUUGAUUGCUGAUAUUUAAAAAAAAAGAGAACAGCAUGUCUGUUUUAGAUUCAUUUAAUAGUUGGUUGACUGAGAAACUUGGGAGCUAUGACAUCGAAGAUGAAGUAAUGGGAUCCUAUAUUAGUAGUAUUAUCACAACUGAUGAAGCCGAUGCUGAUAAAAUAGAUUCCUUGAGAGACAUAUUACUUGAUUUACUGAAUGGAGUAGGUGUAGAAGAAUUGUGUUCUGAGAUAAUUAAUAAAUGGAAUGAAUAUCAUGAAAUCUCUAAUUCAAAGAGUGAUGAAACAGAGCAAUUUGAUCUUGGCCAUAAAGUUGCAUUGAUUAUGGGAAAACAAGUUCAACCUGUCCUCAAACCUGUCAACCGCUCUAGUGAGGAGGAACAAUUGAGAGAAGCUAUUUUGACUCGCUGCAGAUUUGUAUCAUCAGAUGAAGAGGACUGUGACUCGGAUGAAGGAGGAGCCUCAUCGUCUUUUCACCCUUCUGCUCAAAAUCAGAAUGUUGAAGCCGUCGUUCAAGCGGAGAAAGAGAGGCGAGAAACUUUGAAGUCAGAAGCGGAUAAAAAGAAAGCUACGGAUAAAGUGGGCAGAGAAAAGCAGAAACAAAAGCAAGAUGAAAGAAGAGAGAAGGAAAGAAAACGAACACAAAAGCAAGAAAGAAGAAGGUAGAAUACUGCUGUUCCUGCGUGUAUGUUGUUUGUGCCUGGAAAUCGUUGUUUUCUUCCUAAACUAGUUAAUGUCCUCUGGUAGUUUGUUAUUGUAAUUAAAAAUUCAUAAAUUUGUUUCAAAUAAAUAAGUGAGGUUGCAAUGUAGGCUACUGAAUACAUUUCAUAGAUGAAGAAAAAGAAAUUUGUUGAAGGAUAUUGAAAUUAAAAAAUGCUUUUGUGAAGAAUUCAUGCAUUUUAUAAAUGUAUAUUUCACCUGUACUGAAAAUUUUAUUUUAAUAAAGUCAAAGAAAAGCCAAAUCUUGAUAUCUUAAACUUAAACAGAGUUGUUAGAUUAAUUAGGGAAAACCUGGAAAAUACAGGGAAUUUAAAAAUCAUCUAAAAUAACAGGGAUAAUGUAGGGAAAUUUGAGUUUUUGUUUAGAAACUAGAAAAAUACAGGGAUUUUGUUUCUUAUUCUCGUCUUUUAAAAAAUUUUAACUACUCGAAGUGCUAUCUAUGGGAUAUUUAAGGAUAAUAUUUCAGUUUUAUUAAACUAGUUCAUUCAUAUGCUCAGCUGUUCCUUUUUUCUCUUAAGUUUUUUACAGCUAUUAUAACUUGUACAGUUAGCCCAAUACAGAUCAUAUGUGAUUAUGUUUUUCCUCUUAAUAUAUUGUGUAGAAUAUGCAUAGGGAAAAA
Molecule: messenger RNA, 1513 nt
Organism: Parasteatoda tepidariorum (common house spider)
Lineage: Eukaryota; Metazoa; Arthropoda; Arachnida; Araneae; Theridiidae
Product: coiled-coil domain-containing protein 43
Source: RefSeq, a predicted model, not a curated record